UCUCUCUCCUUUUCUCCUUACAAAUCUCUCUCUCUCUCUCCUCAGAGUUUAAUUGCUCCUCUUGUCACCCAUUUUAUUUUCUCAUCAAAGUUACUUCCCAUCAAGUUUAUUGCUUCUUUGACACUCAUUUUUCCUCUCUGUUUUCUCGUCUCUAUUUUUAUCUCUCUUACAUAUCAAAUCUCUCUCUUCUGAAAUAUCAAGUUUAAAUGCUUUUUUCUGUCACCCAUUUUUCAUCUUCUACAGAAAGAAAAAAAAGAAAGAGAUUUCAUGUUUUCACACCUUUUCACUCAGGUCAAAAGACUCGUACUUCCAACUCUUGAGUCUCUCCCUCUCUCAACACCUUGGGUCUUUCCUCUCUCUCUAACUCCUUAGGGCUUGUAAUGAGCUUGGUGUGUGAGUAUCUGCCAUCGAAUCAGUUAAGUUAAGACUCAUCCAUUGAUUGGGUUUCAGUUAAGACUCAUCCAUUGAUUGGGUUUCAGUUAAGACUCAUCCAUUGAUUUGAUAGUCUCUGGUUCUGGCUAGAGGGAUUGAAUUUUGAGAAAGGAAUUUAUUUUAGAGGGAUUGAAUUUUGGGAAAGGAAUUUAUUUUUUCAAGUUGAAGCUCCUAAUUCAAGAUACGGACCUGGGGAGCUAUUUGUUGUUAACUAUUUCCUUUGAAUUAUAAUCUUUGUUAUCCAUAGAUUAUGUUCUUUGGUGACAGUUGGAUCUGUGAGGGAGGUUAAGUAUCAACCAGGGCUAUGUUCAGGCUUUCAUCACUUGGCUCUCCAUUUGGAUUUUGCAGCUGGAUUCUUAGUCCUUAUUUGUGCAUCUGGUUUUCCACUAUCUGCUUCUUGAAUCGGCCCUGGUUUCUUUUUCAAAUAUUGGUUCCUGCAAUUAUGGUUUCUAAUCGUCUAACUUGAGCUGGGUCUUGGUAGUUUGACCCUACUUGCCCAGGGAUCUGCAACUAGGGUUUCGAUUCUUUUUCAGAUAGCAGCUUCUCUAGUUAGGAUUCUGCAACUAGGGUUCAGACUAAUGUUAUGAAACCAGCUUCUCUAAAUAGGGUUCCAGUUAUUGAUCUGCAAAUAAGGUAUUGGUAGUUUCGUGCUACUUAGCUGUGGAGGGAGAUCUUUUUCUUGGAUUUCCAUUUCAAGUAUUGUACGUCUGGGUACAAAGUGUCGUACUGAGUAUUGGGUCUCAGUAUUUGGAUUGGGGAAAAUUAAUCCUGCCAUGAAUGAGUGUGAUGAAAACAUGGGUUUGAAGGAUCGAAGCAGUUCUCCAUCGCUCGAUGAAAGUGGUGGAUGUGGGAGUGGAGGAGGUGGGGUUUUGAAGAAAGGGCCGUGGACUUCAGCCGAGGAUGCCGUAUUGAUAGAAUAUGUGAAGAAGCAUGGAGAAGGGAACUGGAAUGCAGUGCAAAAGCACUCAGGGCUUUCUCGUUGCGGAAAGAGUUGCAGGCUAAGGUGGGCAAACCAUCUUAGACCCAAUUUGAAGAAAGGGGCUUUCACUGCAGAUGAGGAGCGCCUGAUCAUCGAGCUCCAUGCUAAAAUCGGGAACAAAUGGGCUCGAAUGGCUUCUCAGCUUCCAGGGCGCACUGACAAUGAGAUCAAGAACUAUUGGAACACCCGCAUCAAGCGUCGGCAACGUGCUGGUCUACCCCUCUAUCCCCCCGAUCUGCAUUUGCAAGCAACAGGAGAAGGCCAACAAAGCGAAAAUAUUGGUGAAUUCACACUUAAUGAAAACCACCAUUCUGACUUCCUCCAAUCCAACAAGCUUGAUUUCCCUCAUGUCUCAUUUGAGGCCCUUAAACCUAACCCUGAAACUCUAACCCUACCUUUUGUCCCACCUUUCUCUGAGGCUCCAAAUGGUGGAAUCCUAACACGGAGCCUGGGGCCCCACCAAGCGUACACCCCCUUCAUACCCCCCUCGCUGGUCCACCCCCCCAAGAGGCUUAGAGGAGGUGAAUCGUCCCUUCUUUCAACCUUCCCCAAUGGGAUCAUCCCAAUGAGCCCCCUAAAUCAAUUUCAAAGUGAAAACUAUCGAAAAAAUCAGUUUCAUGUUGAAACCAAUGAGAAAUUCCAUCGCCCAUUUUCAUUAGGUCAUCAUCCGUUUGAUCCUGACCCCAUCGAAAAGAACAAUGCCCUGUUAGGGAGCGUUGUAACGGGUAGCCAUGCCCUUUUAAAUGGCACUUUCUCUACUUCUAAGCCCCUUUGUGGGGCUGUGAAGAUGGAGCUCCCUUCACUCCAAUAUCAAGACCUCUCCGACCUUAAAGGUUGGGGUGUUUGCCCUUCAGGCCCCCCAAAUAUAGAGGCGGUCGAGUCUUAUAUCCAAUCACCUCCUUCCAUGGCACCACCUACUCAGAAUGAGUGCUUCUCACCUCGAAGUAGCGGUCUAUUAGAUGCUUUGCUUCAUGAGUCUCAUGCGUUGGGUAGUAGUGCUAGUAAGAGCCCUGCUUCUUCUGAGGUGGUGGGCCCUCCUCCUAGGGCUUCUUCUGUUGGUCCCAUUGCUGGCCUUUCAGAGCAUAGGAGGGUGAACACAUGUGAAGAGUGGGGGGGAUUUAGAGAUCCCAUCUCUCCAUUGGGGCAAUCAGCAGCCAUUUGCCUAAGCGAGUCAACGCCCCCUCUGAGCACGACGAGCCUUCUGGAAGAGAUCGCACCUGCCAAAGCAUCGCCAUGUGCCCUUGUGAAGACAGAAGCAGUUGAGCACUUCUCGGAUUCAGAUGGGGAAGACAGAUUCAUGGAUUUCGAUAGGCGUGAGACCUCGCUUAUUUCUGAUUGGUAUGAGCAAAGCUGGGAGAGUGGCAAAGAGCCAUCAGGGGUCACAGAUGCAAUCACAUCACUCCUUUCUGAAGACUUCUGCAAUGAAUACAAGCAGCUCUCAACUGAAUCCUCUGCAUCGAAUCAAGCAUGGACUCUUGGUUCAUGCCUUUGGAACAACAUGCCCCCAGUUUGCCAGAGUGAUAUCCUUGACAAUGCUUAAAGCAUAUUGUCUUCUUAAAAGAAUGGGUGGUCUUAAAAUAGAGGUAACAUGCUCAAAUCUCUCUCUCUCUCUCUCUCUCUCAUUGAUGAAUCUUUUCAGUCCAAGUUGAUGUGUGCACUGGGUAUUUGAUGGAUUUCGAUUAUUUGUUGUUAUAGUUAGCUGCUUUCAUAUUGUGGUGAACUUCUGAAGAGAAUUUUGGGGCAUUUAUUUGGAUUGUACUGUGGAUCAAACUCUACAUCUUGAUUGUUUAGUUUGAGUUGUAUUUGCAGGUUAGUGGUUAUAUGAAACAGACACCAUCUACCUGAUUUUUUGUUUUCUUUGCAACAAACUUGUUCGAGUCCUUAGUUUUUAAGGAGACAAGGUCAUCCAUGUGUG
Molecule: messenger RNA, 3326 nt
Organism: Amborella trichopoda
Lineage: Eukaryota; Viridiplantae; Streptophyta; Magnoliopsida; Amborellales; Amborellaceae
Product: transcription factor GAMYB
Source: RefSeq, a predicted model, not a curated record